AUGAGGCUACUAACGUACAAUAACAUAUUUCGGAUUGAGGAUCUGAGCUUCAACAAUAUGAACAAGUUGACCAAGCUAUAUCUUAGUGACAACCAAAUCUCCAACAUUGCUAUUGAUGCUUUCAAAGGACUUCAUACUCUGAGGUUUAUAUAUUUUAGUGGCAACCAAAUCUCCAACAUUGCUAUUGAUGCUUUCAAAGGACUUCAUACUCUGGAGGAAAUAGAUCUUCAAGAAAACCAAAUCUCCAACAUUGAUGUUGAUGCUUUUAAAGGACUUCAUACUCUGGAGUCAAUGUCAAUCUUUGGCAACUUGCUGGAAUACAUCGAACCGGGGACUUUCCAGAAUCUGAGUCGGCUAGAAUAUCUGGAUUUAUCUUUCAACCCGCUGGAAUACAUCGAACCGGGGACUUUCAGGAAUCUGAGUCGGCUAGGAACUCUGUGA
Strongylocentrotus purpuratus (purple sea urchin) is the source of this 441-nucleotide messenger RNA. RefSeq names its product slit homolog 2 protein-like. Bases 1 to 441 code for a protein of 146 amino acids. The transcript is spliced from 7 exons. Lineage: Eukaryota; Metazoa; Echinodermata; Echinoidea; Camarodonta; Strongylocentrotidae. Gene Ontology annotation, molecular function: protein binding. The record is from RefSeq and is a predicted model, not a curated record.